AUGGCGACUGCUCUCUUUGAUCAUCUCCAUAACUAUAGAUUGAAACGCCAUGUGACGAAGCCGGAAUUAGUCAGUGAAGAGCUUGGUGUCCACGUUAUGCAGCGCCUCGCACCGUUCCUUCACCGCAAUGCACCCAUGGAUAUUCUCGAUUUAUGGCCAGGCUGCGGACUUUUCUCGUCGAAAGUCAACGAGUUCCUUCGUCCGCGUCGACAUGUUAUGUUAGAGCCGGACUUGUAUAUCUUUGACAAGUUCCUGAAGCCUCUAACCGAGAAAGGGGAGGGCUACAAAUUGCUGGACACAAACCCUCGUUCUGUCUCCGCCUGGGAGGAGCUUCUGAAAGAACAUUUUCCUGAGCAGGGACCUGAGAGUGCCGAUACCAGCGGGGCACUACCUUGCAAUCCCAACUUGCUGGUGGUCGCCAACUUGACGCGCCCGCCCUCGCAGAAAGACCACAUGACUACAACCCGAUGGAUUUCUAGUUUCAUGGAAGCCUGUCUAUGGCAAACGGGCUUGCACUCAUACGGUGCUGUUCGCCUGUUGGCUGUGCUGCCUCAGGAUGAUUCCAACGGCAUAAUUCCCCGCGAACCCGGCGACCGCAAACGCGCCGCGAUUUUGACUGAGAACGUCGCUCGGCACAACGUCAUGGUUGCCACACACGAUGAGAUUUGCUUCUGGGCCAACGUAAAGGGUGUCAAGUACGCUGAAGAGGAACGUAUCCGUGUCACAGAGCAAGCAUCGGCCAACGGUUUCCCGCCUAUUCCGGGCCGUGAGCCAGCCCCUUUUAUCGCCACGCCGGACCUCUCCCAUUUUGCUCGGGACUUCGAAAAGUAUCGCUACGAGCCCCGCAUUCGGACCGAUCUCCAUUCGCAGCUGCUGGCGGACAUCGAUAGGGUUGAUAAGAUGUCAUCGAGCGUGCCGGAUUACCAACAAGCCAAAAAGGCCCGCGGUCGCGCAAUCACUCGGAUCAACUCAGAAAACCGAGCAAACGGCCUCAACAGACUUGUUGUCGAGAAACUGACGCAGCUGGAUGAGCUGUACAAGAGUGUGGCCCGCUUGGCCGCGCGCCCGACAACCACGCGCGCCGACUUCGAGCCGCUCCUUUCUGAAAUCGCCUCCUUGAAGCAAGUCAUCGAUGCCCAUAGCAAAAAGAUCCAGACUAAAUGGCGGCCCUCGCUACGAUAUAUGCUAGACGACAUGCGCUCCCGGGCCGCCGACGACAGGGCGGCCUUGCUGCACUGGGACCGCCGGCCCUUUGAGCCGCUACGCAUCCAGUCCAACGAGAUGUACCCGCAGGAUGAGAAGCGCACGAUGCUCUACUUCGAACCGGACCCCAACUCGGCCGUGGCGCGCAAGCUUUUCGCCCUCGACCCCGAGACGCGCGCCGCCGCCGCCGACCUCUUCGAAAUCCUCACCCUCUCCCUGUACCGCGGCCGCACCGAACUCACCCUCGGCGAGAUGCUGCCGUUGGUGUUCCCCGGCCGAUCGAUCAACGACUGUGUGCGCGCGAUCCCCGGCCUGGCGCAGCACACCGUCCGCACCCCGAAGCCGGAUUUCGACGCCCUGCCCAAGACCCUCAUCGCCGAACCCAAGCAGCCCGAGCAGCAGCCGGACCCCGCCAUGUGCUUCCAGGAGAACCUGGAUUACGACGUCAGCGACGUGUGCGUGCACAUCAUCCCGUGCCCGGUCCUAUGGGACAUCUGCAUCGAAUACUCACACUACGAGCACCGCCAGUCGGUCCGGUCGCUCGCUCGAGCCCUUGGCGCCACGAUGACACAUUCCCGGCUGGGGUCGCACCUCACCAAAGGGAAGAGACUUCACUGA
Molecule: messenger RNA, 1821 nt
Organism: Aspergillus uvarum CBS 121591
Lineage: Eukaryota; Fungi; Ascomycota; Eurotiomycetes; Eurotiales; Aspergillaceae
Exons: 3
Coding region: 1-1821 (606 amino acids)
Source: RefSeq, a predicted model, not a curated record